AUGUUUGCACCGAAGUUUGAUCCUAACAAACUGAAAACGAAUCUGCGGAUUUGUUCUGUUCGACUUAAGAAUUUGUACCAGAAGAAAAACGAACUGAACAUUCGUGCUCGAAGAGAACUUGCCGAGUACCUGAAGGCAAAGAAAAUUGACCGAGCACGUAUUCGAGUUGAACAGAUCGUCCGUGAAGACUACCUGUUGGAAGUUUUGGAAAUAAUCGAGCUCUACUGUGAGCUGCUCAUAACACGUCUUGGCCUUAUUACUUCCACAGUAGAAUGUGAUCCAGGCCUCAAAGAAGCUAUAGCCACAAUUAUAUGGGUGGCCCCACGUUUGUCGUAUGACUGUCAAGAGCUUGAAGUUCUCAAAACCCAGUUUUCGAUUAAGUAUGGCCGUGAAUUCGCCCAACUUUGCUCAACCAAUUCAAAUCAUUGCGUCAACCCCAAAGUCAUGUACAAGCUCAACGUCAAAGCACCUCCAGCUAACCUCUGUGAGGCCUAUUUGGUUGAGAUCGCGCGAAGUUAUGAUGUUGAGUUUACACCUGAUAUGAACAUACUCAGCAACUCACAGUUGAUCGAUUUGGGUGAUCCACCCGAGCUUCCUUCUUACGAUUUUAUGUUGCACGAUACCCUGAAGCCUGACAACGCGGCUGCAGGCGGUGGUGUUCCCUAUCCCACAAAUUAUGGGCCAAAGGAUGAUUCGAACACUGCCUUACCCUCGCUUCCCCCCGAGAGUAGCUCCAAACUGAAUGAUCUCCUUGGUCCGGAGUCACCGCCACCCUAUUCCCAUCCCAGCAGUCCAACUGGUAAGAAGCCUGAAAGUGCUGAUCAGAAUAACGGGGAAGAUAAAGUAAGUGAUUUACCACCGCCGCCAGCAAACGACGAUGACGACUUUGAUGCGCUUUCUGCCCGGUUUAAUAAACUACGUAAAGAUAACUAA
Molecule: messenger RNA, 933 nt
Organism: Hydatigera taeniaeformis
Lineage: Eukaryota; Metazoa; Platyhelminthes; Cestoda; Cyclophyllidea; Taeniidae
Source: the annotation of a GenBank genome assembly